CUUUUUCUGUCUAACAGCCAGUAUGCAGAUAAAAGGAUAGUCCAUGGAAAUAGCUGGACACUGUCCGCAGCACCAUGAUCGGUAGCUGGUGGAGCAGUGAGCCGGUGACCCACGGGCUUGUGGCUCUGUUCGCCAUGGGGUCCUGGAUUUCUGUCAACAGUCUGUGGGUCGAGCUCCCGGUGGUAGUCAACGUGCUGCACGAAGGCUGGAAUCUGCCUGCCUAUAUUUCAGUGCUGAUAGCAUUUGGGAACAUUGGUCCAGUGGCAGUGACUAUCACUCACCACUGUGCUCCGGGGCGUUUAAACGAACGCAUCGUCAUCCACUGCAUCCAGGCGCUGGCCGUGGUGUCCUCCGCUCUUCUGGCUGUCUUCUGGUCACACACCCUCACAAUAGCUGGAGAAGAAAGGUCACUGCCUUUCCUGCUCUUCACCUUUCUGCUGUCUUUUGUUUGCUGCACGUCCAACGUCACCUUCCUGCCUUUCAUGUUUAGUUACCCUCGACAGUAUAUUCGUACGUUCUUCAUCGGUCAGGGCCUCAGUGCCUUGGUCCCUUGUGUUGUGGCCUUAGGGCAAGGCGUUGGCAAGCUGGAGUGUAAAACCGUGAAUGGCACAGUGCAUCCAGAAUAUUUAAAAGAGAACUUUCCUGCACAGAACUUCUUCUGGUCCUUGUUUGUCAUGCUGUCAAUCUCAGCUCUGAGUUUCCAGGCUUUAAUGCGAAGACAGGUAAAGUCAAAGGAAGAUGCACCUGCACUGGAGUCAGAAAAUGCAGCACCGGUGAAAAACGGAAUGGAAUCUGACCUGCUACAGAACGGAGGAACACCGGUGUCUGAGGAGCUGGUGCAGAUUGAGGAAGUGCCACAGACAUUUUGGACAAAGAGGAACAUCUACCUGCUGUUUCUGCUCGCCAUCUCAAACGCCCUCACCAACGGCGUGCUGCCCUCUGUGCAGAGCUUCACCUGCUUGCCUUACGGGACCAUGACCUUUCACCUCUCUGUCGUCCUUGGCAACAUAGCCAACCCCCUGGCCUGCUUUGUAGCAAUGUUUGUUGUUUUAAGGUCCUCCACUGGUCUCAGCUUCCUGUCUAUCGGGGGGAUUGCGUUUGCUUCAUAUCUCAUGGCGUUGGCAGCAGUCAGCCCCUGUCCUCCACUCCGGGAAAACUCUGCAGGAGGGGCUUUAGUGGUCAUCUCCUGGAUUGUUUUCACCGGCCUCCUCUCCUAUGUGAAGGUGGCAAUCGGGACUUUGCUUCACGAGGCGGGUCACUCGGCCCUGCUGUGGUGCGGCAUCUCCAUCCAGGCUGGCUCACUGAUCGGAGCCCUCACCAUGUUCCCCCUCAUCAACAUCUAUCAAGUGUUUGAUCAGGGCCAAGAUUGCGUGAAUAAAUGCUGACUGCAGGAGUGAGAAAUGUAAGGUUUUAUAUAGGCUCAAUUCCCAGUUAUACGUAACAGAACGACUACUUUAACACAGUUUUCGCGGCUCAGGAGUGAAUAAUCUUCUUUUCUAGUGAUGAAGCAUCCUCUCCUGAUCCAGAAGCAUCUGAGCCUGUGACAACAUUCCCAGAUAAUGGAAGCUUUGUACGCUGCACAUUGGCCAGGGGGAAGUAAAAAGCGUAUGAUGCCUUUCCACCACAAGUGCUUUGUGUGGUGGUUUGAAUCCUUCUAGUUGUUUACUGUUGCAAAAACAGCAGCUGAUAUUUUCACAACACAACAGUCCAUGGGAAAAGCUCUUUACUCAGGUACACAAUCACUAACUUAUUCAUUUACAUGUGGUGCUCCUAAAUAUAAUACAUAUUUACACUGUUAGUUGCCUAUUACAGUCCCUUCCAUACAAGAAGUAUUUUACAUUAAUCUUUUUUUAUUUACAUGACUUUUUUCAAAAUGUUGCCUACCUCUUUGUUUUUGAUUCCUGUGAAGCACAUGAUGCCUUUUGGUCUGAUAUACAAUUUAGUAUUGCUGAAGCCGGCAGUAUGAAACGUUCAUAUAUUUGUAAUGAAGUGACAUAAACAGUUUCAUAAAUGAAGUGCUAUUACUUAGAUUUCACGCCAAAGUGAUUUUUGCUAUGUUAACUUUUCAAAAGAAGGUUCUCCUAAUUGGAAUUUUCCUUAUCACUUGAAAAUGUUUCAUAAUGCUUUAUAUGUUGGAAUACUAGUUUAUUUACUAUUAUUUUUGAUUGUCAUUACUUCCAAAUGUACAGUGAUGUUGUGUUACCUUAAGGGAACAAUAGCUGGCUUUGAUGGGGAGUAAAGAGAUGCAGUUUCAGGAAACCAUGGAUUCUCUCAUCCCAGUCACUAAAUUGACAAUAAUUGAUAUCUUUGGUACGCAUAAAUUCCUUGUAAGGUAGUUGUUUCAACUAUGCUGCUACAGUAAAUCUCAUUUAAUAACUUCAUUAACUCUACAGAAGUUUACAGAGGAAGAAUAUUUGUUAAUGUUGCCUCAACUUUAUGGUUGCAAUCCCAUAGAGUAAUCCUGCAUUUUUAAUAUAUUAAUAAUCGGUUUGAUUCUUUGCCAUCUUUAAAAAAAUGUUUUGAAAGUUCAAUUAUGUUUUUUUAUGUAUUUUUCUUCAUAUCUGGUGAUUUUUUGUUGAUUUUCUUAUUUGAGUUGAUAUUCAAAUGGCUGAAACGUUUAUUAUGAAGA
Notothenia coriiceps (black rockcod) is the source of this 2629-nucleotide messenger RNA. RefSeq names its product solute carrier family 52 member 2 (gene slc52a2). The transcript is spliced from 5 exons. Lineage: Eukaryota; Metazoa; Chordata; Actinopteri; Perciformes; Nototheniidae. The record is from RefSeq and is a predicted model, not a curated record. Gene Ontology annotation, biological process: riboflavin transport. Gene Ontology annotation, cellular component: plasma membrane. The coding region runs from base 75 to 1385 and encodes 436 amino acids. Gene Ontology annotation, molecular function: riboflavin transmembrane transporter activity.